Dermatophagoides pteronyssinus (European house dust mite) is the source of this 390-nucleotide messenger RNA. RefSeq lists its product as uncharacterized. The record is from RefSeq and is a predicted model, not a curated record. NCBI's taxonomy places the organism in Eukaryota, Metazoa, Arthropoda, Arachnida, Sarcoptiformes, Pyroglyphidae.
AUGCUUAAGAGCGACCUCGAAGCGCGCUGCGCGCGCGUACUCGAGCUGGAAAAACGGCUUCUGCAGUCGGAGCAAGAAAGCAACGACGGAGACGCGCGACUGAAGCAGCUGCUCGACGAGUUCGAGAAACGCAAGGCUUUCAUUUCCAGCGAACUCGACGUGCGCGAAAAAGCUGAAGCGCUCGACGCGUUUGAGGCCAGAUUGCAGCACUUGUCAAAGGAGCAGGCCGACAGCGAGCGCAGCCUUGCGGCGCAGCGCGAGAACUUGGUCGCGGAGCGCGAGGCUCUGAGCCGCGAGUGCGCCGCCACGGAAAUCGAAAAGAGCCAGGUGUCUAAGUCUCGCGCCAUGCUGGACCUCGAGUUCGCAAAGCUUCAAGGCAGACAAUGUUGA